AUGACGCAGAUUGCUUUCCCUGCCGAUUUGCUUCGACAACUUCAGGAGAACGUGUUUUUUGAUCUUGGAGCCAUCGAAGAUAUCCGAGCAGCGAUGCAGGAAAUCAGCGAUCGACUUAACCAUCGUACAGGAAUUCUAGGCCAAGCUGUGCAAUCCUUGGACUCAGGUCACCGUCAGGUCUUUGAAGGGUGCGUUACUGUUGAAAAUCAGUUGGAAGAAUUCAAGCGGAUUUUGAGGGCCCAGCAGACCGUGAUUGAGGAGCAAGCUUCGACAUGGACCAGGGAGAUGGCUGCAAUGAGAGAUCGUUUGGAAGACAACCAGGCGGUAAUCAAUCAACAGCUUGUCGUGAUAGAUCAGGCGAAGCAGCGCGAAGCCCUGCUAUUGGCCAAGGUGGAAUCCAUGGCUGGACGUCUGAAUGAGAUGGAAACCAUGCUGUCCAGUAUGAGUGCGAGUGUGAACGAACACAAGGGCCGGCUAAGCACUCAUGAAACUUACAUUUCAGCAGCUGUAAGUUCGCAGGCUACAGGGUCUCAAGAGGGCGAUGCUGGUGCUGCCGAGGGUGAUUUGGCAGUCCAAGUUCGCAUGUUGGCCGAGAGGGUGGAUCAAGAGCUGGCACAGAUUGCUCGUGGGGACGCUCACGAUGCAGAGGCUGGAUCUUUGAAGGACCUGAAUGCGGCUGUAGACCAGCUUGACGAACGGGUAACGGCACUGGAGACAAGCAUGGAAGAGUGGGAAAAUGCGGAUUGUGAGGAUGAUCAACGUCCUUGUGAGUCUGAAGCGCAUGUGGGCGGAAUGCCCCAGCGAUUUGACUUGACACCGAAUUUGCAGGACACUCCUACGUGGGGAAAUCAAGAGCCUGCAGAUGAACAGGAACCAGAUGCUACCGCUAUGUGGUGGCAGCAACCUUUCGAGUUUUCAUCAACAGAGCAUAGUGCGAAUGUAUCCAUUGGAAGGCCAACGCAGAAUGUCUGGGGAAUUAGUGAUCCUCCUGGUUUGCCAGCGUACCUCCGAGCUCCAAAUGUGGUCGCAGACAACGCUGCGGAUCCUGGGCAGGGGAAUGUUGCACCAGUGCCAGCCGCUCCGCCUCCAAAAGCUAAAGCUGUGAGGAAGAGUCCCCCGGUGGUUCCCAAGGGUGGAUACGGCCAGGCUAAUAAGGCAACGCCCGGCCUGCAUGCAGAUCACGAUUUCGUCCUGGUAGACUCCGGAGCGAACGAAGUGUUGCGACCAGGCGAGCCCCCGCGGAGGGGGUGUGAAACAUCAUUGCAAUUGGCCGAUGGCAUGAGAAUCAAAGCGUUUAGAAGCCGGGAAGGGGAGUUGGUGAUUCCUGGCGCCACAUGGAUCUGUGGUCUGAGUCGUUUGGUCUCGUUAGGAUACAAGUUCGUGUGGAGCCGAGCCCGAGGUCCCUACCUUCAGACCGAUGAUGAUUUCCCGGGUGAGAUUAGAACCAUCAAUCUAAUCGUCAUGAACGGUUUGCCUUAUGUCCGGUGGGAGGACUUCGUUGAGGUUCGAAGAUACUUGACUCAGCAGUACAAGCAGUGCAAUCGCAAGGUUUGCAGUGUGACGGUUCCCAUGUGUCCCGAAGCCUCAAGCAUUCUUGACAUUGAAGAAGUCAUGGCGCAUGUGGCAGAUGAUCUAGAGUGCUGUGAAGCUAGCUUGGUUGCUGUGGAGCCAGCAACAGACCAUGACGAAUCAAAAGAGAGCCAGUUUGAUGCGGUCUUGGAUGAGCUUCAUAGGGCUAAGUUGCGCGUAAAGGGCAGUCACAGGCCAAACGUUACGAAGCCAGAGUCCCAAGGUCAUGCAUGGGCUUUUGGUUUGUUUGGCCGAGGUGGAAUGUGUGGAACCACGCGCCUUACAAAGCAGCAUGUGCAGCUUGUGCAGAGAGUGAAUCGCUUGAUUAGGACUGUUCACCCUGAGGCUAGAUACACCUCAUUCAUGAUCAUGGAAAACACUGCUUUUCGGCCUCACAAAGACAGUCGAAACAUGCCUGGCUCACAGAAUUAUGUGUUAGGUCUCACGGCAUACGAUGGCGGAGAGGUUUGGGUAGCUGAUCCAAAACUUGAGCGGUCCAAGGCAGUGUGGCGAAAGACGCAUGAUGACAAGCCUCCUGCGAAGGGUCGUUUGUUGAGCACAAGCCGUACGAUUGCUGAGUUCGACCCGUUUCAAAUGCAUGGCACAGAGCCUUUCCGAGGGCACAGAAUUGUGGUGACGGCGUUCACGCCGGCAGCUGGACAGCAGACCUCAGAGCGCAUGCGUGCUCAUUUGGAGGGUUUAGGCUUUCCAAUCCAUGAUAGACACGACGACGACGGAACACGACGUGUAGAGAUCAACACGCCGCUGGAGAAUGCCUUGGGAGUUCAGGGUGUUCAGGGAGUUCAGGGAAGCUUAGGCGAUGACCAGGGUGUUCAGGAUUGCUUUCAGGGUUUACCUUAUUUCGGUGAAGUCGUAGAAGUGAGCGAUGGAGAGCUGUCAGAAGACUUGUUUCCUGAGCUCGCGCACUCAACGAAGCAAAGAGCCGAUGAGCAGCGACCUGAUUGCGAAGAUAAUUUGGAUGUGUAUGAGCCUUCACUUCCUGAGGAGGAGAAGCCUGUUGACCAAGGUCCAGAGUCUUUGCCACCUGAUGCGAUUCCUAAGCCGAAGCCUGGAAGGACAAUAGAUGAUUUGAGAACUCGAGGACUCCGACGACCACACCUUCGUUUGAGUGAAGAGCAGGUUGCAACGGGAGUGAUGUCCAUUGAUCUUGCUGGUCCUUACCGUGAGGGCUAUGAUGGCGCAAGAUACAUGUUGGUUGCAUACAUCAGAGAUUUAGGUCACGAUCUUGGUUUGCUAACCGUCGAGGAGCGCGAAUACGGCCCUGAAGAGGCGAAGGAAGCAGAUUUCUUCCAGGCGGCGAAGUGUGAAGCAGCAUGCAACAAGGCUGUGGAGAGUUCAGCUAAGGAUACUGAGGUCACCAAGUCCAGGGAUAAGAAUCUUGAGUGGCUUGAGGGAAAGACCUGCACCGUUUGUGGGAAAUCUUCCAAGGCAUGCUAUCUUGAGAAGCUGGAUAAGGUGAUGCCAGAGCCAUGUGGAUAUCAGGUUCCUGGAUUUGAUGAAGAAGCAGAGAUGGUUGAGCAAGAGCGUCUAGCCCAGGAGCUCAAGAGCUUUAAGGCAAGCGCGGAACCAUGUGGGAACGAUGUUUUCUUCGGCCCACGUCGCGAGGAUUGGAUUGGAGCGGCACGUAAGGAGCUCGACAACAUGACGGUGCAUCAGAAGGUUUGGAUUGAGGUUCGAAAGGGCCAUAUCCAUGAGGAUUUGGGUCUAGACAGAAGCGUGAAGCUUCCUAAGGCCCUACCGAUGCAACUUGUCAACACCUUGAAGCCUUUGAAUGAAAGCUCUGGACCAAUCGACGAGCCGAAAGUGAGGAUCGUAGCAUGCGGAAAUUUCCAACAUGAUUCUCAGGACAAAGAGGACUUGAGCACGCAGAAUGUGGACAUGUCUGUCUUGAGGACCAUGGCUAAGGAAACUGCUCUAAGGCCAUCGUGGAUCAUGGGAGCAGGUGACAUCAGCGCAGCAUUUUUAAACACCUCCUUGGGUGGUAAAGACUUGGUCAUUCUUGAGCCGCCGGCAGUCCUUAAACGACUGGGUUUGAUUGCGGAAGAUGUUCAGUACGUCCCAAUCAGAGCAAUCUACGGGUUGCGACGGUCCCCUUUGGACUGGAGCCGGGAUCGAGACGGCAAGAUUUCCGGUAAGGUUUUGACCGAUGAUCAAGGAAGGCAGAUCCACUGCGUGCCUAUCGCGCACCAGGACGGUCUGUGGAAGCUGCUAUGUGGUGACACUCUAGUGGGAUUAGUAGCCAUGUAUGUAGAUGAUUGCUUGGUAACGGGCGAACGAUCUGCAGUGGAAGCGUUCUUGCAGUUUAUCCAGGGUUUCAUCGCGAGACAAACGGACGUGCAAGUGAAAUGCAACGAUGAACAAGUGGCACAGAAGCAAGCGCUGAACUUCUUGGGAGUAGAAAUUUCCUUCGAGGGGGAUAAGAUCGUUAUCCAGCAGCGCCGCUGGAUUCUUCAAGAGCUGAAUCGCAGAGGCUGGGUUCAUAUGAAGGGUUCGCAGUCACUUCCUCAGCUGGAGAUGGCCGAGGAUGAAGCACUUGACGAGCAUCAUGCCAAGAAUCUGGCCAAUGCACGGUCAGAAAUUGGAGCUCUGAUGUGGAUUGGAAUUCGGAGUAGACCCGAUGUCCUUGCUGCUGUGUCAAUGGGAGCGAGUGUUAUGCAUCGCCGACCAGAGGCGAUCUGUAAGUUCUGUGUGGGUUUGUGGCGCUAUGUGCGAGGGACCCUUGAUGAGUGCUUGCAGUAUGGACCGGAUGGGAAUCCGGGUGAGAUGACUUUCAUUUCAGAUGCAUCGUUCGCCCCUGAGGGCUCUCGAAGCCGGACAGGUGGCGUGUUGUGUUAUGCAGGCAGUGUGAUACAUUGGUUCUCCUGUCGACAGACAGUCACUGCUUGGUCAGUUUGUGAAGCAGAAACGGAUGCACUGGCUGAGACCUUGUCCCAGGGGAUUCGUCUUACGUAUGUGCUGCAGGAUCUUCUUCAUAAGCCUGUGACGAGGACGCUGACAGGAGAUAACAGUGCGUGGGAUGCCAUGUAUUGGCUCAAGCGCGAUUGA
Messenger RNA from Symbiodinium sp. CCMP2592, 4635 nucleotides. The record is from the annotation of a GenBank genome assembly. NCBI's taxonomy places the organism in Eukaryota, Dinophyceae, Suessiales, Symbiodiniaceae.